Lachancea thermotolerans CBS 6340 is the source of this 2424-nucleotide messenger RNA. RefSeq names its product cullin CDC53 (gene CDC53). Bases 1 to 2424 code for a protein of 807 amino acids. Gene Ontology annotation, cellular component: SCF ubiquitin ligase complex. The record is from RefSeq and is a predicted model, not a curated record. Gene Ontology annotation, biological process: SCF-dependent proteasomal ubiquitin-dependent protein catabolic process; protein ubiquitination. Gene Ontology annotation, molecular function: ubiquitin protein ligase binding. The transcript has a single exon. Lineage: Eukaryota; Fungi; Ascomycota; Saccharomycetes; Saccharomycetales; Saccharomycetaceae.
AUGUCUGACACUUUACCAAGGGCGGAUGAUCUAGAAGCUACUUGGAAUUUCGUAGAACCAGGAAUCCACCAGAUAUUGGGCCGUGAUGGGACAGCUUCUUCAACUUUAAAGAGGGUGGAUAAAGUGCUCUCACCUGCGAUGUAUAUGGAAGUUUACACGGCUAUUUACAACUACUGCGUGAACAAAUCGAGCUCAGCCGGCCAAUUCAACACUGAUAGCAGCAGACAGAAUCAGUCUUCGCUGUUGGUGGGCGGCGAAAUCUACCAGAAAUUAAAAGAUUGCUUGCAAAACUACUUGUCAGGUCUACAAAGGGACGCAAAUGAGAGUUUCUUGCAGUUUUAUGUGAGACGUUGGAAGCGGUUUACCGUGGGAGCGGUGUUCCUUAAUCAUGCGUUUGACUACAUGAACAGGUACUGGGUGCAGAAGGAGAGAAGUGACGGCAAAAGACAUAUAUUUGACAUCAACACCCUAUGUCUGAUGACAUGGAAGGAGGUGAUGUUUGACAAAAACGUCGAUCUCUUGGUGAAGGAAGUCUUGGAGCAAAUAGAGCUACAAAGAGACGGUCAUGUAAUUCUGCAAACUGACACCACCGUCGCAAUUCGGUCCUUUGUGGCUCUUGGCAUUGAUCCUCAGGACCUGAAAAAGCUCAACUUGAACGUUUACAUACAGCAUUUCGAGAAGCCGUUUUUGGAGAGCACGCGGCAGUAUUACCGCAAGUUGUCCAGGGAGUAUCUCGCUUCACACUCUGUGACAGAAUAUAUCUUCGAAGCUCAGGAAAAGAUCAAAGAUGAGGAAACUAAGAUCGUGCUCUAUCUUGAUGAGCACACUAAGAAGCUGCUGUCAGAGGCCUUGAAUUCGGUUCUCAUCACCGACCACUCGGAGGCUCUCGAGAACGAGUUCAUCUCGCUGCUAGAUUCCCGCGAUGAAAACAAGAUUGCUACUUUGAACAGCCUCAUGCAGAGAGAUAUCCUACUACUGCCUAAGCUAGCUCAAGCAUACGAAGAGUAUGUGAAGAAAACCGGUGAGCAAGAGAUCUCUCGUCUACUCGCAGAACAUAGAGCAAAGCUCAGCGAGAACGCGGAAGAGAACGCGGGUUCCAAGAAGUCUGCCGCUGGCCCAGCUGUGCCUCCUAACGAGUACGUCAAGAAGCUCAUCGAGGUUUACGAGACCUUCAUCAAGAUCACUCGCGACUGCUUUCAAAAUGGUUCUUUGUUCACAAAGGCACUGGACAAUGCAUGCCGUGCGUACAUCAAUGCGAAUGAGCUGGCAAUUCCACCUGGCUCACCAAAGUCAGUCACGUCAAAGACGCCGGAGAUGCUCGCCAAAUACAGUGACCAGUUGCUUAAAAGAUCCGCAAAAGCAACAGAGGGUGCCUCGGAGUUGUCUGCCGACGACAUUAUGACCAUAUUCAAGUUCCUGACUGACAAGGACGCGUUCGAGACCCACUACAGAAGACUGUUUGCCAGGCGUUUGAUCCAUGGCACUUCGACGUCUGAAGAAGACGAGGAGAUGGUUAUUCAGCGCCUGCAAAGCGAGAACAGCAUGGAAUACACCGGGAAGAUUACGAAGAUGCUGCAAGACAUACGACUGUCGAAGCAGCUUGAGAAAGAGUUUGAGAGCGCGAUCAAAAUUGCGCCAGACUACAGCAGGGCCAAAUAUCCUGAGUUCCAACCGUUCGUCCUUGCUGAGACCAUGUGGCCUUUCUCAUACCAAGACGUGGAGUUCAAUCUCCCUCAGGAGUUAGUUCCCACGCACAGGGGUCUUGAGAAGCUGUACACCAACAAGCACAACGGAAGAGUGCUAAAGUGGCUGUGGCCGCUGUGCCGUGGUGAAGUGGUCGCCGACAUCGGGAAGCCAGGAAAGCCCCCAUUCAUUUUUACUGUGACAUUGUUCCAGAUGGCCAUCUUGCUGGCCUUCAACGACCGCUCAACGUUUACCCUCGAGGAGAUACAGGAGCACACCAGCCUGAGCGCCUCCAACAUUGCGUCCUCAAUAAUCCCCUUUAUUAGAUGGAAGCUUAUCCAGCAGCAGCCACCCGGGCUCGACGCGCUCUCACGCAUGGAUACCCAAUUUAAGCUGUCUACCCCAUACAAGGCUCUCAAAACGCGCAUCAACUUCGCAGCGGGCGUGAAGAGCGAAGCGCCAGGCAGCAUCGGGGGUAAGAGCGGAGAGCCUUCGGAGCUUCAGAAGAUUGAAAAGGAGCUCUCUACUGAAAGACAAAUUUUCCUUGAGGCCUGCAUCGUUAGAAUCAUGAAAGCCCGCAGAAAGCUGCCCCACGCGACUCUGGUCAAUGAGUGUAUUGCGCAAUCCCACCAGCGUUUCAACGCUAAAGUUUCUCUCAUUAAAAGGGCCAUCGAUAACCUGAUUGCUAAGGAGUAUCUGCAGAGGUGCGAUGACGGAGAGUCCUACGAGUAUUUAGCAUAA